UGGAGACCAGACCCGUAGAAAGCAGUUUAAACACCGGAUACUUAGCGUAUAAAAUGGUAGGGAUGGCGCGAACCUAAAGUCUAUCACCAGCUAAGGCGAAACUCACCGAAACACUCACCAGACCUUCAACAUGACCAAACAAGUCCCCGGUAUAUCCCCUUUGGUGAUUUCCGAAAAGUGAUGGGUCGAAUUGCAUACUGAUAUCAGCUUUUGUACCUGUGGCGCCGCUUAUCGAGAGAUGAGCUGUGCAACCAUCGAAAUUCUGUGGGGUGGUCGUCUGUUGUCCUUGAAUGAAGUCGUCCAUGGACCGACAGGUGCAGCGAACAGGAAGGCAGGAGCUGUACCGCCCUGUAGAUCUCUUUCCCAUCUCUGUCCGUGGAUCUAUUGUGUUGCGCGGAAGAUAUCACCCGGGAUUACUGGAAAAAUAGACAUGAGCAUCCGUGUAUCGCGUCCCUUUCCGCGGUCAGUCCGGUCAAAACCCUUGAUCUCUCCGUAUGACAUGGUCCGAGGCCCACCAGGUCCUACCCGUAACCCAUUUGAUGCUAAGUUUCGCCUCCACCUGGAUAAGCCCUUGAUACCGUUGCCGCGGCAAAAUCCUCGUUUCCAAAUACCGUCAAGCAAUGACGGAUACGAGUUCAAGCACAUCCCAUGGCGAAUAGCUAAUCACCGUGCGUCUUCUGCUCUUUCGGACUUGUGCUGCCCAUCAUCUCCAUUCCAUUCCGUGGCGAAGCGGAGACUGCACCUUUCUUCCGUAUGGCCCUACGCACGCGUCAAAAUUUGUAGCCAGUUCCUGUUGCGCGUCUCACGUUCCCAUGGAUCAGCGCAACAGGUGACCAAGCCAAUUAUUCCAUCGUCAUAACUUUUGUCCAAUUUUGGCGGCCAUCGGGAGCGAACACGGUUGUAACGUAACCGAAUGAACAUUUUGUAGCAUGCACGGAGAAAGAUGGGCGCGUGCACGGGGGUAAAGGAGAGGGAAGUCUUAUUCCGCACUAUAGACGGAGACUGAUAAGAUCAGAAUUUGAGAACCCAGAUACCUGAUUCUAUCCACCUGGCUGCGACUGCAAGGUGGGAAGGCGUAUGGAGUCAUUUCAUGGUAUGGGCAUGUCCUUCGUAAGCCAACUUCGCAGGGGUUAGCAUCAACAUAACCUUAUACCGCUACGUACUCCGGCGGCAGGAAAGCUUG
Messenger RNA from Guyanagaster necrorhizus, 1183 nucleotides. RefSeq lists its product as uncharacterized. The transcript has 4 exons. The record is from RefSeq and is a predicted model, not a curated record. Lineage: Eukaryota; Fungi; Basidiomycota; Agaricomycetes; Agaricales; Physalacriaceae. Bases 239 to 859 code for a protein of 206 amino acids.